Messenger RNA from Mytilinidion resinicola, 408 nucleotides. RefSeq lists its product as uncharacterized. Lineage: Eukaryota; Fungi; Ascomycota; Dothideomycetes; Mytilinidiales; Mytilinidiaceae. The record is from RefSeq and is a predicted model, not a curated record. The transcript has 2 exons. The coding region runs from base 1 to 408 and encodes 135 amino acids.
AUGGUUCUCCGGGUCGCUACCAAGAAGACCAAUGGUACACAAGGCACUCAGAGCGAGCGACUAGAUCGGCUUGAGUGCGAGGAGGGGGAACGCGACACUAUCAAAGAACUUGAGACUAAGGUUCAUGAUGAGAAGACGAACAUGGCAGUCGCGAAUGCGCUUGAUGAAAUUCGCAGCCGCAACGCCCGUUGGGAGCGUAUAGAGAAAGAGGGCGAUAAGAAGAAGGUUGAUGCUGAGAAUUCGAAGACUGUGGAGGAUACUCAGCGCGACAAGGAAAAUGCCGAAGAUACUGAGUUCGCUCGGCAAGCUUUCACGAAGAAGCGUAAGCUUGAGAAAGAGGAGAUUGAGAGGCCUGAGACACCUGCGGGAACGAUCGACCGGACUAGUGGAGGUAGAAAAGAAAGAUAG